Aquila chrysaetos chrysaetos is the source of this 1398-nucleotide messenger RNA. Its product is annotated as histone H1B-like. Gene Ontology annotation, cellular component: nucleosome. Gene Ontology annotation, biological process: nucleosome assembly. NCBI's taxonomy places the organism in Eukaryota, Metazoa, Chordata, Aves, Accipitriformes, Accipitridae. The transcript is spliced from 2 exons. The record is from RefSeq and is a predicted model, not a curated record. Gene Ontology annotation, molecular function: DNA binding. The coding region runs from base 739 to 1296 and encodes 185 amino acids.
AAGGCCAGCAAGGAUUUAACAACAGCACGGAAUGCAGGCAGCGAUUGCCAGGGGUUUAGGAAAGAUAAUUUAUUUGCAGGGCAGUUAUUGGCCCUUUCCAAGAGGGAUCUCAGCCUGCGAGAGGCUUUGGCGGCAGGAGGAGAAGCCAGGGCUGUGCUAGAAAGAAAUACUUUUCCUGAAAUUGCCACUUUUUUGCGGUUUUGCUACCUGUCUGCACAUACGUAAAACCAAACUGCCGUUCAUACCUCAUUUUAAGGUUUUUUUUUUUCGUUCCUAAACAGCUCCCGGAGCUGCAGCGCCUUGGGGCGAGCGUGUGUUGCACCCGCUUGACUUUGUGGGACAAAUUUUUGCAUUUUAGGAGGGCUUAUUUUAUUUUAUUUUAUUUUAUUUUAUUUUUGUUUUAUUAAACAGGGUUUCUCUAGGGCCUGGCCGCGGGGAUACGAAGGGCCAUGGGGUGGGCGUAUGAACCCAGUGUUUUCCCUUGGGGAAGUGGGGUGCGGGUUUUUUUUCUGCGUGUUUGCGUGUGGGGGAGCUCAUUUUGGCGCCGGCGGGAAGGGUGAGGAGGGGGCGGGGGGAGCAGCGGCGCGCGGAGGUUGACUCGGUUGCGUCCGCCACGGGGCUAUAUAAGGAGCCGCCGGGGGGCGCUGUCUCGCAGUCAGCGGCCGGCGGCGGAGGGAGCAGGAGCGGAGCAGGAGCGUAGCGGCGAGGCCCCGAGCCUCGAAGCCGUCGCGCCCCGCCAUGUCGGGUGAGCAAGUAGGAGAGCCGCAGCCGUCCACGUCGAGGGCGGGGAUGUCGCUGCCGCAGAAGCGCGGGUGGCCGUCGUUGUCGGAUCUCAUUCUCACCGCCGUUUGCUCGUGCACGGCCCGUAAAGGCGCUUCGUUCGCUUUCAUUAAGAAGACGCUCGCCACCGAGGGUUACGACGUGGUGCGGAACGGUGGUCGUUUGAAGGCGGCGGUUGGUGCUCUGCUCAGCAAAGGGCUUUUGCGGCGGGUGACGGGCAGCGGCCUCGCCGGUUCGUUUCGCCUCGGCCGUGUCGGUAAGGAGCGACUGGAAGGAACCGGGAGGCGCGGGAGGGCGGUCGGUGAAGCCCGUAGGCGCCCCGCCGGGAAGACGAAGGGGCCGAGGCGCGCUGUUAAAGCCGCCGCGCAGCGCUUGAAGAUGAGACCGCGGGGAAAGGCGAAGGCGGCGGCAGCAGCAGCAGAGGAGGAUGAGGAGGAGGAGGCGGCGGCGGCGGCGGCGGCGGCUGGAGGCGUGGAGGAAGUCGGGGGUCCUGCGCCGGCUGAGGGCGAGUCUUAAGAGCGCGGUGGAUGGAGCGAUAAACGUUGAACCCAAAGGCUCUUUUAAGAGCCACCCCAGGGGGUUCAGCAAAGGAGCUGGUCACGGGGCGGGGGAGCGAGA